Molecule: messenger RNA, 2340 nt
Organism: Budorcas taxicolor (takin)
Lineage: Eukaryota; Metazoa; Chordata; Mammalia; Artiodactyla; Bovidae
Product: HIV Tat-specific factor 1-like
Biological process (GO): mRNA splicing, via spliceosome
Cellular component (GO): U2 snRNP; U2-type spliceosomal complex
Molecular function (GO): RNA binding
Source: RefSeq, a predicted model, not a curated record
AUGAGCGGCAACAACUUGGAUGUGAACGACGAGUUUGAUGAGCAGUUGCGAAUGCAAGAAUUGUACGGAGACACCAAGGACGAGGACACCGAAAAAGAUCUCGGUGCAGAAACUGAUUCUUUCGGACAGCAGCCGACUGACACCCCAUACGAGUGGGACCUAGACAAGAAGGCUUGGUUCCCCAAGAUCACUGAAGAUUUCAUUGCUACAUACCAGGCCAAUUAUGGCUUUUCUAACAUUGGUGCAUCUAGUUAUACUGCAAGUGUCCAAGAUGGCAGUGCUAGGACUGCAGAAGAACCUCCGCAAAGACAACUCCCUGAUCCCAGUGAUCCGAAAAAGAAGGGAGAAAAGAGAAAGACUGAAUCAGGAUGGUUUCAUGUUGAAGAUGACAGAAAUACAAAUGUUUAUGUGUCUGGUUUGCCUCCAGACAUUACAGUGGAUGAAUUUAUACAGCUCAUGUCGAAGUUUGGCAUUAUUAUGAGAGAUCCUCAAACAGGAGAAUUUAAGGUCAAGCUUUACAAAGAUAAUCAAGGAAAUCUUAAAGGAGAUGGACUUUGCUGUUAUUUGAAGAGAGAAUCUGUGGAUCUGGCAUUAAAACUUUUGGAUGAAGAUGAAAUUAGAGGCUGCAAAUUACAUGUGGAGGUGGCAAAAUUUCAGUUGAAGGGAGAAUAUGACGCCUCAAAGAAGAAGAAGAAGUGCAAAGACUACAAGAAAAAGCUGUCUAUGCAACAAAAGCAGUUGGAUUGGAGACCUGAGAGACAAGCUGGCCCAUCCCGAAUGCACCAUGAGCGAGUUGUCAUUAUCAAAAACAUGUUUCAUCCAGUGGAUUUUGAGGAUGAUCCACUGGUGUUGAAUGAAAUCAGAGAAGACCUUCGAGUAGAGUGUUCAAAGUUUGGACAAAUUAGGAAGCUCCUUCUCUUUGAUAGACACCCUGAUGGUGUGGCCUCUGUGUGCUUUAGGAAUCCAGAGGAAGCUGAUUAUUGUAUUCAAACCCUCAAUGGAAGGUGGUUUGGUGGGCGUCAAAUCACUGCCCAAGCGUGGGAUGGAACUACAGAUUGUCAGGUGGAGGAGACCACAAGAGAAAGGGAGGAAAGGCUGAGAGGAUGGGAGACUUUCCUCAAUGCUGCUGAGGCCAACAGAGGCCUGCAGCAUUCAGACUCCAUCCGUGCUCCAGAAAGGGCAGGGCCUUCUAGAGUUAGGCAUUUUUCUGAGCACCCUGGCACAUCUCAAACAAAUGUUCAAGCAGCUGCAACUGAAAUGGCAUUUGAAGAGCCUAUAGAUGAAAAGAAGUUUGAAAAAGUGGAAGAUGGGGGAGAAGUUGAAGAAGCUGCUUCUGAAAAAGAUGCUAAAGAAAGUGGCCCUGAAAAAGAAACUGAAGGUCCUCAAGAAGAAUCUGAAGAGAGCUGCCUUGAAAGAGAGUCUAAGGCAGGCUGUCUCGAAAGAGAGCAUGAAGAAGACUUCCCUGAGAGAGAAUCUGGAGAAGGCAGCCCUGAGAAAGAGCAUGAAGAGGGUAAUCCUAACAAAGAGUCAAAAGAGACUGUCCUUGAAAGAGUAUCCAAAAAGAAGAAACUCAAAACGGAUCCUGACAAGAACGGCUGUGAGAAGGAGUCUGAAGAAGAAGGCCCUGGCAAGGAGUCUGAGGGGGAAGCCAGCCCCCAAAAGGUGGCUUCUGAAGAUGACAACUCAGAACAAGAGUCUGAAGACUGCUUGGAAAAGCAGUUUGAAGAUGGCUCUGAAAAAGAGUUAGAAGAAAAUGGCCUUGAGAAAGGUUUCGAGGAAGAUGCCUCUGACAAGGAAUUUAAUGAAAACAUCCCAGAAAAAGAGUUAGAAGAAAAUGAGUCUGAAAAAUCAGAAUUCGAAGAUGACAGCUCUGAAAAAGUGUUUAAUGAAGAAGGCUCUGAGAAAGAGUUUGAUGAAGAGUCAGAAAAAGAAGAAGAGGAAGAUGCAUAUGAAAAGGCAUUUGAUGAUGAAUCAGAUGAAAAAGAGGACGAAGAAGAUGCAGAAGAAAAGGAACAAGAAGAUGCAGAAGAAAAGGAACUUGAAGAUGCUGAUGAAAUGGAUGAAGAAGAUGAUGCAGAUGAAAAGGUAUUUGAAAAUUCGAAUGGAAAAGAAGAUGAGGAAGAUGGAGAUGUAAAGGAAGAUGAAGACAUAGAUGAAAAGGUGUUUGAAGAUGAUGAUUCCAACGAGAAGUUGUCUGAUGAUUCCAGUGACAAAUUGUUUGAAGAUUCUGAUGAGAGAGGGACUGUGGGUGGUUUAGGGAAUGUUAAGGAAGAAGGGCCCUUGUCCACAGGCAGCAGCUUUGUUCUUGGUGAUGAUGAUGAUGAAGACAAUGCUGUUUAA